AUGUCUCAAGUAAUCAUGUCGCACAAUUUCAUGGAUGCAAGUCAGUCAAACAAUCCGAAGGAUGAAGAACUAUCCUUCGUGGAUAUGACGACUCCCAGUUUGAACAGCCCGAAUAACUAUACAGACUUCAUAGCCGAUUCUGUUUCCAUCAACUCCAGAAGUAAACUUAUCCUGACGACUCCAAACAUACAGGGAGAUCAGGCUGUCUCCAUUACACACACCGGCAAGAGACCGAAACACACACGAAGGUCCAGAAACGGCUGCAUUAGUUGUAAGAAACUUCGAAUCAAAUGCAAUGAGAUGGUCCCUAAAUGUGAAUAUUGUACAAGCACUAACAGAGAAUGUGUGUAUUAUAUCACUUCACAAAGAAAGUUCCUUGAGAAACCUAACAACCGGUACACCAACAAGCUUAUCAAAUCAUUGGAGGAUAGAGAACAAUCACCCACGGAAAUUUCCAAUUUUGAAGUAAAAAUCUUGAAACAUUUCAAGAUCUAUACCUUACAAUUUACGUCAUUCAUCAACGGACCCAUGCAUUACCUUACCACUGUAGACAUCCCCAAUCUAUUUGAAUCCUCACAUGUGGUCAGACUGGCAGUGUAUGCCUUUGGAUGUCUUAACUCUUGGGUUAUAUGCGAUUUACCAAAUCCUAAACCGGGGAAAUCCUUGAUUUUCAAGAACCAACUACGCAAUCCUUUCCAUUUUCUGGAUUCGAUUCAACGGAAAUUAUUCGAUACCAACUUAAAUUUUCUAGAUGAUUUCAAAGGAUUACCCAAUCUUCAAUUGGGAUUGAAGUGCCUGCAAUAUAAAUCAUUUCUUUAUUCAAGUAGAACUUUAUAUAGUGUGACUAACAUUUAUUUAAUUCGACUUAUUGAUGAGUUGAAUGAAGAGUUGAGUACCGGGCAACUAUCUUCAGAAAGAGGUAAAGCUCUUGUCAUUGGAGUGAUGAUGGUGUUACUUUUCCUUGCUUUACAUAGUCAUAACACCACACCAUUAAUGAAAUUUGAUGAUAAGUUCCAAUAUUGUUAUGGGAAACAAGUCGAAGGUAAACAUUUGGAUUUGGAUACUGAUAUUCUUACUAUAUGCUCGGUUAUAAGAACAAAGACCACUUAUGUAUUCUCGUCAUUAGGUGAUUCAGAAGUUUCUACUCUCUUGGCCAUGAGAGCUGUAGAUACAACUCAAGAUUUUUACUUGAUCAACAAACUUCAAAGUCAAUUGGAAGAGUCCAGGAAUCAAUUCACCUCCAGAGAAGUGGAUAUACUAAAUUCUAAUUUGAACCACCUCAAGCAAGGGUUUUCAAGAUGUUAUGAACUCGAUUCACCAAUUGGUUUAUUCAAAUUGUUGACGAGAUUUUGUGAUGAUUUCUUGGACUUGGCUAGGAAUAAGAACUUGUUUGCUUUAAGAAUUCUUUUUAUUUAUAGUUUCGUGAUGUUAGAGCUAAGAACAUGUUUGUUUGUCAAUAAGAACGUUUGGUUGGAUUAUAUGGAAUGGUUCAGGAGCUACAAUUCUACCAAGUAUGGGAAAUGGGCCCAUGCUUUUGACUUCACAAUAUAUAACUUGAUAGGGAAGUUGGAUGUUGAGUCUACAAGAGAGCUAUUGGAUAAGGAUUUAGAGCAUUAA
Yamadazyma jaroonii is the source of this 1617-nucleotide messenger RNA. NCBI's taxonomy places the organism in Eukaryota, Fungi, Ascomycota, Pichiomycetes, Serinales, Debaryomycetaceae. The record is from the annotation of a GenBank genome assembly.